CUCAGCAAUAUGCUUCCCACAGUGAGAAGGGCAUUUGGAGGAGUGAGUGGAGGGGGCCAGAGAGAGAGAGGCGGAGAAAAAAAAGAAAGAGAGAAAGAGAGAGAGAGAGAGAGAGAGAGAGAGAGAGAGAGAGAGAGAGAGAGAGAGAGAGAGAGAGAGAGAGAGAGAUCGAUAGAGAGAGAUAGGGGGGGGGGGCGCGAGAGAGAAAACCCGCCUCCCUCCCAUCCAGACCCCUACUUCUCCCCCCCUCCCAAGAACCUCCUUUCCCCUGCUGCCAUGCCCCUCCUUCCCCCCCUCCCAUAGCCCUGCUUCCCCCCCUCCCAUAGCCCU
Messenger RNA from Closterium sp. NIES-67, 330 nucleotides. The record is from the annotation of a GenBank genome assembly. Lineage: Eukaryota; Viridiplantae; Streptophyta; Zygnematophyceae; Desmidiales; Closteriaceae.